GUAAGAAGUUCCACUGGUCUCCGAAUAUCUCAUUGCCAAAGUUGAAAGUGCAUGGACCAGAUUUGUCUGGAAAACUUCAUGCAGAUGCACCUUUUCUAAUUCAUUUAGACUCUGUACCUAAUGUUUCUUCUUCUACGGUUUCGUCUUCUGUUCCUUGUGUUGAUGUUUCCCCUAGUUACGUUCUUUCUGAUUCUUGCUUAUCUCCCGAAUUCGUGCAAUCGUACGUGCGUGAUUCUGUUUUGGUUGUUUCUGAUUCUGGCAUUAUUUCCCCUGUG
Schistosoma curassoni is the source of this 275-nucleotide messenger RNA. The record is from the annotation of a GenBank genome assembly. NCBI's taxonomy places the organism in Eukaryota, Metazoa, Platyhelminthes, Trematoda, Strigeidida, Schistosomatidae.